Molecule: messenger RNA, 571 nt
Organism: Nicotiana attenuata
Lineage: Eukaryota; Viridiplantae; Streptophyta; Magnoliopsida; Solanales; Solanaceae
Product: monothiol glutaredoxin-S2-like
Exons: 1
Coding region: 59-367 (102 amino acids)
Source: RefSeq, a predicted model, not a curated record
ACUCACCUCAUCAAAUUAAUAUCAGUACUUACUUUUUGUCCCUCAUCUUCCUCUUAUUAUGGAGUCGGUGAAAAAGAUGGUAGCAGAAAAGCCAGUGGUGAUGUUCAGCAAAAGCAAGUGUUGCAUGUGUCACAUUAUAAAGACACUAAUAUCAAGUUUUGGUGCUAACUUAUCUGUAUAUGAAUUAGAUGAACUUUCCAAUGGCCUACAAUUGGAAAAGGCACUGUUGGCAUCAGGGAGAAGGCCUAGUGUACCAGCAGUUUUCAUUGGACAAGAAUUAAUUGGUGGUGCCAAUGAGAUCAUGAGCCUCCAUUUAGAGGGAAGGCUUAUUCCUUUGCUCAAGAAAGCUAAAGCUAUUUGGUUAUAGUAACAUUCAUACUAUGUAUAACUACACUCCUUUUUCUUUUUUUAGACAUCUGGUAUUCGAAAUCUACUGAAACGAUUAAUUCGGGUUCACCUUCUAAUAUGCCAGUAAAAGUUAUGAACAAGAAGGUGAAUAGUAGUGGCUAGUAGUUUGGUUUGAUGAUAGCAAUGUUUAUGGACUUGAAUAUAGUCAUUUGAGCAUCUUUUA